AUGUUCUUUCUCUGUCUCUCUCUGUAUCUAUCUAUCUAUCCAUCCAUCUAUAUCUCCCGUUCUCCUCGCCAUUGCCUAAACCAAACAAGUCAUUCUCUCUCUCUCUCUCAUCAUUCUACCCCUAACCUUCCCCAUCAUUCCCUGACACAUCCAACUUUUCUAUCCACCCUGACUCACACACAUUCCCUCUUUCUCCUUCCCUCCCUCUUUCUCACAUUGUCCCUCUCUAUAUAUACUCCGUCUCUCACUCACUCGUCUCUCUCCUUCCUUUUCUCUCCAUAUUUAUCUCUUUGUAUCUCGUCCUUAUUCUGUCACCCUGUUCUCUCUCUUCCCAUUCAUUAUCUCCAUCCUGUCUUCCUUUUCUCCCCCCCUUUUUCCUUCCCUUUCACCCUCCCUCCUCCUGCCCUUUCUCCCCUUCUCUCUCCCUCCCUCUCUCUCCUCCUGCCCUUUCUGUCCUUCUCUCUUUCCCUACUUUUUAUUUGCGUUUCGUUCCUUUUCCUGAAUAGAUUUAGUUUCUUCUUCUUUACCCAUUUGUGCAACGUCUUUUUCUUUUUUCCUUUCCGACUCUUUUUCCUUCUCUAUUUUCAUUCCUACUUCAGGGCUUCCUCGUUUUCUUUUUUUUUCUCCCUCCAUUUUCUACCCACAACCCCACCCAUUAUCACUUCUUUGUUUCCUUCCUUUCUUUUCUCCAAGCCGUCGCCGCCUCCGACUUCUUUCCAGAAUUUUGUUUCUGCCAAUAUUUUCUGUUUUUAA
Molecule: messenger RNA, 753 nt
Organism: Acanthosepion pharaonis
Lineage: Eukaryota; Metazoa; Mollusca; Cephalopoda; Sepiida; Sepiidae
Source: the annotation of a GenBank genome assembly